UGUCCCUCGAGGCAGCGGACGGCAAGUGUCCGGCUCCUGAGGAGGAGGAGGGAGACCCAGAAUGGCCCCGAGGAAGCGGCUGCGGAGUAAGGGCGGGCAGAAUCCCCCGUCGAAGGUCUUCAUCAUGGAUGAAACAGUAUCUGAAUAUAUUAGAAGAACAGUGCUGCGAAUACCACGUUCAGAAACAUCAAAAAUGCUGGCUACGUGGGGGUUUCUGUCUGAGACUCAGCUUCAGUCUUUGAACAUUCAUCAGAAAAAAGAAAACGUGUCUCAAGCAGUUGUCGAACUUUGUGAGGAGAACCAUGCAACUAUUAAAGAUGCAGCAGAAUUAGACAUAAUUUACAACUACACCUAUCAAGAAAAAAAGAUGUGGACUGUUUACCAAAUGACUAGAGAAGAUAAUGAAGAUCUGGUCAUUUUUAACUGGACAAAUUUCAGAAGAAAAUUUAAAUAUGCUCUGCUAUCCGUUCUGAAAAAUGCAACUAUCAGCUUUAAAGAAUAUGAAGACAACGCAGUGUGGAUUCGAAUUGCGUGGGGAACACAAUAUACAAAACCUAAUCAAUACAAGCCAACCUAUGUAGUUUACCAUUCACAAACUCCUUUUGUCUUUAUAGCCAAUUCUAAGUUGAAGAGUAAUAGAACUUUGCUUUUUCAGGCCCUGUUGGCUGCUGCUGAUUACAAAGACAUCCAUGAAAUGGACUUCCGAAGCCAUUGUUUAGACUCUCUUAAAGUUAUUUUAUUUAAAAGAUGUUGCCAGAACUUUCAGACUUAUCUCCCUCAACCUCUACAAGAAAAAAACAGUGCUCUGGAAAAUGUUGAUCCAAGGAUAAUUUUGGAAGAUAAACAUGAAAAGGACAGAAUUCAGAGAGUUAAUCGGGAAGCUUUUGGUGAUGGUCCUCAGCCAAAGCUAGAAUUUGCACAAUACAAGCUUGAAACCGUAUUUAAAAGUGAAGAGGAAGGAAGCAUCUUGAAUACUAAUGAGCCAUUUAGAUGUAUGAUCAAGUUUUCUAGUCCUCAUCUUCUAGAAGCACUCAGGUCCCUAGGACCUUCUGGAAUAGCAGAUGCUCCUCUUUCACCGUUACUCACCUGCAUCACCCAAAAAGCCAGGAAUUAUUUUAAAAUCAGAGAGAGAAAAGAUGCUCUUUCACAAAGCUAUGCAGACCAGUGAUACUUUUAAGGUAAAUUGAACAAACCUCUCUUUAUGGAUUGUUUGUUUGAUUUUGCUGAGAAGAAUAUAGAGUCACUUCUCCCAAGCUUCCUAUGUUUUUCAGAUUACUCUGUGGUUUGCAGAAAGUUACAGUUUAUAACUCGGAGGGACCUGUUUGACAAGACACUCCCUGUGUUAUCACUCAAUAACUUUUCAUAGACGUGCCAGAUUCUUCUGAAGCAAACCACACAAAAAUGAUUUUAGAAAUUGAAUAAUUCAUAGUAUUAUUUUUGGGAGAUUUUGUAAGUGAUGAUCAGUGCGAAGGUUUGUGUGUUCUUAGAAUGUAAUCAAUAAAAGUGCUGUUGAAAAUGACCAUUUGAUUUUAAAUAUUUUAGUUAACUGAUGCAAGUGAGAUAAAUAAACCUAUUGAUUAAAUUGUAAUAACUGCGUGUAAUUUUCAGACGAGUGUAAAUAACAAAGCUGUUAUAUUUAACUGCUAGUCACGAUGACAGCAUUCUGUGCUGGAGUCAGCCUCUUACAAAUAAGAAUAUCCCAAGGAAAUCCACAAGCAGAAUAGUGGACAGGAGGAGGAGAAAUCUUUUCAUCCAUCCUUUACUAAUCCCUCACUCCACCCUGACCUGCUGAACAUAAAAUGUCCUUUCCAUACUAGUUUGAAAGAUGAGCAGCUUGCAUUCUAUAUGACAUUAAAGGGAAGGCACUUGCCCUUUUCCAUGGCCAGCAUCAAUAUGCAGGCUUCUGUGUUUUAAAAAUGUCUGGGUUACUCUAGUAGGCUUAUCUAUAUGCCAUUGUAGAUGUUAGCAAUGCACGAUCAGUGUUGUCUAAUUAAAAAUGAAAUACUAACCUAGUGUAUAUAAUCCAACUAUUUUAACUAUUUGUUUUGGAGAAGUUCCUGUGAGGACAGUUGGAAUGUACUGUAUAAAAACGUUGAUGGUAGACAUUCAGUUAUACUAAACUGAAUUUUAAACAGAAAUUGUAGUGAAACGUGUAUCUUUUAAUUGUAUUGCCUUAUAUGUACUUGGAUAUCCAUGACAAAAAUGGAAUGUAUGUUAGCUGUAUAUUGCAGAAGAAUCUAUUACAAAUGUCAGGCCCUUUCUGACAACGUAGAUAGCUAUUUUAAGAAGUUUUCAUUUUUCAUAUCUUUGUAAAAAUAAAUAAAGCUAUUUAUAAAAAUGUG
Messenger RNA from Candoia aspera, 2342 nucleotides. It is a transcript of the gene CENPN, whose product is annotated as centromere protein N. Bases 62 to 1168 code for a protein of 368 amino acids. The transcript is spliced from 11 exons. NCBI's taxonomy places the organism in Eukaryota, Metazoa, Chordata, Lepidosauria, Squamata, Candoiidae. Gene Ontology annotation, cellular component: nucleoplasm. Gene Ontology annotation, biological process: chromosome segregation; CENP-A containing chromatin assembly. The record is from RefSeq and is a predicted model, not a curated record.